UGCAUUUUAAUCAAUGCUAUGCUGGUUGCAAAGCUUUUCACCCUGUCCAUCGUUUUCAGGGUCAAUGAUUGUUAUGGUACGCGCAUGAAUAUAUCAUCGCCGCCAUGUUUAUUCUAUCGUGGAUCUUCUGAACUACCCAUGGGUAUCCUGCGAACUGAUCGUAGACUUUCCAGUACAUGUUAGCAAGAGUUGAUUCCAGUGGAGCUGAGGCAACGUGAAGACUUGACUACAUUUUCAUACUGCUUACGACUCAUCAUUAAAGCAGACAAAGACAACUGGCUCGGGUGUAUAUGCACAGAAAGCAUAGCACAAAGCUGCAGAUUGCGGAAGCAAUUUUGUAUAAUGAUUCAAGCUAAAAGUGAACACUCUCAAGUCUUCACAUAUGAUCAUUCUCAUUGCAUCGGACAGCAGCUGUAUGUAAUUUCACCUUCGAGCAGGGCCUGUCUACAGAAGAUGAGGUCUCGUAAUAACAAGAACAUCGACAGUGCCGAGCAACAAGUGCUGUCCUGAUCUCUUCUGGUGGAAUUUAUUCUGCAUACUUAUUAUAAUCGGCAUACAAUUGGAAAUCGUAGGGAACAGUGGUGUUCUUUUUUUUCAAAAGUUAUUGACUUUGGAAGUGCUGCCAAUUUAUUACUUUUUUUUUUAGACCAGCUUGAAAUUGAGAAUGAAGUUUUUUAUUUUGUUGGCACUACACAAUUAACUUUGGUGCAUUUUUUCAUCAGUGAAUGUUCAUCAUAUCUCAAAACGAGAGAGUGUCAUGCGAACUCUCACAAGGAUUAUAACCACAUUCACACUCUGAGUUCUCACGGACUGAAAGUACUGUAUCAAAGUGUUUAUAGAAUUUGAUUUGAGAUGUCUGCAGCCAUGCAGAACAAUCGCCCAAGAAACCGAAAGCAGCCACACCCGCACAGCAACAGGGCAGGAUACAAUAACUAUGCUCGAAGAGAAACGCCCGAACCAGAGCCACAGAGUUCAUCCCCUGUGAGAGGAGUCUACCGCGACUCGCGAACUGCCAUGGUCAUGUGUAGCAUUUUAGGUACACAGACAACAGUGAAAACUAGAAAUGGUUCAGUAUACAAGGGCCACACAACAGGAUUCUCAGAUAAGGGCGAUAUUGCAAUGAGUGAUGUGAAGUUAUUGGAAAGCGAGUCUCAUGGGCAGGAUCAAAAUUUAUCUGGUAUCAUUAUACCCAAGGACAACUUUGUCGUGUGCAAAACCAACGGUGUGGACAUAAAGGGGCUGUGUGCAAGCCAAGACUUUACAGACGCUGGGAUUGCCAGCAAGAUCAACGGCAGCGCGGACACAGCUCUGAGAGAGUUGCAACCAUGGCAGGACGACGACGCCCUAGAAGUGAAUUCCGCUCUGACCUUGGAUGAUCAGUCAGGAGGCUGGGAGCCCUCUGAGAUGUUCCAAGUCAACUCUGAAAAAUUUAAUGUGAAGUCAUCCUACGAUGAAAGUUUGUUAGCCUAUACCACACAGUUACCUGCUCCUGACUCAGAAGGGUAUGAGGAGCGAGCCCGCUUUGCUCAGAAGAAGGCGGAGGAGAUUGAGAAAAGCGAUGCAUAUCAGCACCGCAUCUCCAAGGAGUUGUCGGAUGGCGAUGAAGAAGCGAAGUAUUCUUCUGUUCACCGGGGAGGGGACGGCAGCCACACCCAACACAGGGCACACGAUUCUGGCAGUGGAGGGGGAGGGAAAAAUACGUACACUAUUCCUGCUCUCCGAGGGGACGGUGAGCCACCAGUACGAAAUGGUAGUGCCCGCGGUCAGGGCAGGGGUCCUCAGCGUCAAAACUCCCCUUAUUCUUCCAGCCAUGGCCAUCACGUUCACUCGAUGAACACGCGGCAAAUGAACAAUCACUACCACCAAGGGCCUCCGCCCCCCAGCUCAUCAGGACCCCCUCUGAACCGGAAUCAAGGCGGGCCCCCGUCGAUGCAUCAUCAGAGACAACCUCCGCAACAGCAGGGGAGUCACCCCCCACCCCACGGCCCCCCGGGCAGCCACUCCCCGCACCCCUACCACCACCACCAUCAUCAGCAGCAGCAGCAGCAGUCCCUGCACGCCGGGCACCCUUCCCAUCAGCAUCCGCAGCAAAGAUCCCAGCAGCAGUUGUUGCCACCCCAGCAGCAGCAACAGCAGAAAGGUCCACCCCCUUCACACCCUCCUCCCCACCACCCCCAGGUGCAAGGCUCUAUACAACAACAGCAACAGCACCACCCCUCCUCCUCCCAGCAGCAGUUGCCUCCUCCCCCUCCACAGCCCUUGCAGCAUUCUUCUGUUCCUCCUCAGCAGCAGAUCAACCUGAAGCACGCGCCUCCAAGUAUGAACGGCGCUUCCGGCGCACAGAAUGUACGGCGCCAUAUACCACAGCCUGUCAACGGAGAUGGGCAACCGGGCAAUCCAGAAGCGAGUCAAAAAGUCUUGCAGCAGUUGGACAUAAGCAAUCCAACACCAAGCCAAGCCUACCACAGGACGGAGGCGCAGGUCGGGGGUCAACAACAGGCCGCCCCUGUGCCCUCAUCACAGAAGGUUCAUGACGGUUCCAUACCUGUUGCAGCAGGCCCCCCCUCGUCAUCAGCACCUGCGCCGCCAGAUAGCGGCGAGCUAGCAGCACAAAGUAGUGCCGCCGCAUCAACGUCAGCGUCACCGCCGUCUGCUGGAGGUUCCGACCGGAGGACUUCUAGAGGUGUCGAAACCAGCCCUGAGGAGUCUAGGAACAAAGUGAACCAGCAGCUUCAGGACUUCCACCAAAACUUUGUGCUGGAGUCUCAAGGCACAAGCAGUGUGCCCGAGGCGUCGUCGAGGCAGGACGGCCAGCACGAGCCACCAACUGACACAUCCGGACCUCCGCCUUCCGCCGGCGCCUCUGUCGUCCCUCAGGUGUCUGUCACCACUUCCUCCACAGCAAGCCCCGCCUCUGAGCCAGCCAAUCAAACCAGUGAAACACCUUCUGAUGCAGCCGCCAAGUCUGCUGAUAAGCAGGAUUCUGAUAUUCUGAAGGGGUCAAAAUUGAACCCUAUGGCAAAGGAGUUUAAACCCUCUUCUAAACCUAUGGUGGCAGUAGCGACGCCUGUAGAGGCUCAGUCGCCCUCCCCCCAGCCGCGAGUGUCUCCCCACCAGUACGUGCCUCAGGUGCCUGCCCCGUACCCUAACGUUUUUUCGGCGGGCUACAUGCCUGUCGGUAUCCCUGCGCCCGUCCCCACACUCAUGCCCAUCUCUAGGAAGAAAGCAACAGUUUCUGUGGGUCCGGCUGUGGUCAACGAGACGUUGACGGCCCACCAGGUCACUGGACAGCCCCUGUUGGCCACACAGUCUGCUGUUAUAUUUCAGCAUCUCCCCACUCAAGGCACAGGCUAUCAGGUUAUAAAUGUGGGCAAUCCACCAAGGAUGGUGGCUCCAAACUCAUUAGCCAUGGGUCAGAGUGGUCAGCACGCUAACCUGGAGCAAGCCGGCUCACAGAAUCAACCUCAGCCUGUCUUCAUGACAGCCCAGCAGCCUGUCUUGAUGCCUCCUCACCCUCAACCUGCCCACGGUCAGCCCUUGCCCCACCCCUCCUCCACACAGCCUCAGACAGUGCACGCCCCAAACCCCGCCCCCUCCCCGGUCCAGCAGCAGCACGGGGGCGGAGGUCCACAGGCCCUCCCCCACCACCACAUGUCGCAGGGACCCCCACAGUCGGCCACACCCCAGCCCUCCCACUACCAGCAGAUGAACGCGGCUGCCGCGCUGGCCCAGCACGGCAUCCAGCCCCGCACCUCUAUGGCGGCGGCAGCAGCAGCAGCCGCAGCGGCAGGCCAGCAGAGCAUCAGCUCGGUGGGCCACCACCACCACCACCCAUCGGCGGGCGGGGGAGGGGCGGGCAGCAUCAGCUACCCGCUGAGCAUGUCGGCACCGCAGCAGUACUCGUACGCCAACAACGUCAGCGCUGCGCAGUACACAUACGCCCCCGCCCCCCAGCCGCAGACCUCCCAAAACAGCAGUCACGGGCCGGGUCCCCAGCCCCAGUACGUGGUCAUGCCCCAGCCCGGACCUCAGGCCCACGGGCCCAUGCAGCAGCAUGCCACACAGCCCUACACUGCCGCCGGACUGCCCUUUCAGGCCCAGCAUAAUCUUAUGCAAGGGCCUCCACAGAUGCCCCCCAAUCCGGCCCACAACCAUGCUCAGGGAGGGCCACACUUGAUUCACGGCGGCAUGCAAGGAAUGCCCGCUGGUAUCCACCCGCAGGUCUCCGGUACCCCGCCCACAAUGUUUAUGCCGGUGCAUCAGCAGUUCCAGCACCAACAAUAAUGUUUGCUCUGCCUUAGACAUGGAAGGGUAUUUGUAAUAUACGAGACGUAGCAGAGAUCCACGGAAUGAGCACAUUUUGCUUGCUGGCGUACUGGUGCUGCAUUGGAGAAGAAAAAUCUGCGUGUGGAGUGCUGACUCAAGACACUCUAGGUUCUGUGCUCGAGAGGAGGAAUUUUUAUCAUUUGAUUUUAGAAGUCUUGUUAUUCUUGUCGAAACAUGCGGGAGUAACAGUUCUACUACAAGAUUGUGGAUUAAUUAUUAAUGUGUGGUUGUUUUGUUUUUUUCUGUGACUGAGGACGGACCAUGUGCGCUGUGUUGUGUUCCGGGGUUUCGUCAGGAGAAAUGUGACAUCCGGUGUGUGCCUGGAGUUUUAUAUAUGCCUCAGUUUGAACUCGCAUCUCGGUGUGUGUAAAGUCAAGACUACGAAUGAUGUGACUUGUGUCUCCUCUUCCCCCUUCCCCCCCCCCUGGCUACACCACAAACACACACAGAAGUGGGUAUGUAAUAAGGACGCUGUAUCAGUGGUACAUAAUGUUCCUACUUGGAGCACGUAUACAUCUAUACAUCGUUUUACCUUUCGGGACGGGAAGGGUGGACCUAUAUGUUCACUCUCCUGCCACUCUCUUGUGAAGAUUUUAUUUUGGCCUUCGGAGUCAUGUCUGUGCCAAAGGAGAAAGACUCUAAUAGUGCUUCUUGUGAAUAGCAAUGUUCCUACCUUGUGGGGGGAGGCUAUGAAUUAGCAUUUGUCAUUUCCAAUAUGGACACAUGGUGUUUUGCCAUGAUCACUCACAUGACAGCCAAAACUGACGGAUAUUGUUUGAAUCAAGACAAAUAUGUGAGAGAGAGAGAGAGAGAGUCGGUCAAAUCAGUGCUUAUCACAGGCAUGCUGGCUCCAUAGAGAGCUACGCGCUGCAGAAGGUUUUAUACGUGCAACUUUAACAAGAUUGUGGUAAUGUGGUUAAUUAUACGUGUCUUGUCAUCCUCCGUGGUUUAGUUUUCUCCUGUCGUCCAUGGUGAGUUAUGAAGUGGAGGACAAUAGAUUGCAUACCUUCUUCUUGUGGUGAGGUUAUUUCAAAGUGGAAGACUAUAAAAUUGCCUACCUUCUUCUCCUUCCUCUUGGUAUGGAAGUUUGGAUUGGAUGUCACACCAUCUUCCACAGUUGGACACGGACACAUUGCCAGCUUAGAAAUCAAAUAACUGACUUUAAGACACUUCUACUGUUCGUGAGUGAGCCCUGAGGGGAAUAAUGGUAAAAAUGUGUAAAAGAAAAACUGUUGGGAACACUGAAUUUUUAAAUAAUUUUUUGGUCAGUCUUGAGGGUAUAUACUCGAGGUCCCAGUCUAUGAAUGUUGAGGUGUACAAAUGGAAUAGUCCCGCAUGCGUGCAGAACCAGAGAGAGAAAGAUCGA
Messenger RNA from Aplysia californica (California sea hare), 5692 nucleotides. RefSeq names its product ataxin-2. Lineage: Eukaryota; Metazoa; Mollusca; Gastropoda; Aplysiida; Aplysiidae. Gene Ontology annotation, biological process: cytoplasmic stress granule assembly. The record is from RefSeq and is a predicted model, not a curated record. Gene Ontology annotation, cellular component: cytoplasmic stress granule. The transcript is spliced from 21 exons. Bases 853 to 4284 code for a protein of 1143 amino acids. Gene Ontology annotation, molecular function: RNA binding.